Messenger RNA from Oncorhynchus keta (chum salmon), 2847 nucleotides. RefSeq names its product chemokine-like protein TAFA-5. The coding region runs from base 657 to 1061 and encodes 134 amino acids. The transcript is spliced from 5 exons. The record is from RefSeq and is a predicted model, not a curated record. NCBI's taxonomy places the organism in Eukaryota, Metazoa, Chordata, Actinopteri, Salmoniformes, Salmonidae.
CACAGCCACCGUGCAUAACUAGACUAUAUCCUGUUUUGUUUUGCAGGAGCCGAACUUCUAUUUUUCUUUGCCUUUCAACCAAAGAAACUGAAGAAUAUGAGCUCGUGCGUCGUCGUAGGAAAUUCGCGCUCAAGCGCAAAGAAGCUGACGAUGCUUGCGGAGGUCUUGGCGUUCGCCUCCGCGUCUUGCAGUAGUAGGCUGCUUGAACGGUGAGUCUUUCGAUCUGCAAUCCGUGAAUGGAUAAACCAUACGGUAUAUGGAAUAAACCUGGAACUUCCACCGGGGAUUAUGAAGUGUAUUAACUUGAUAUCAUAUGGUGAUGUUUCGUGAGAAUCCUCUCCUGACUCCUGAAUGUCGUUUGAAACUUGCCAAAUGGACAUCUCAUUUAGAUUCAACUUGGGCUGCUAUGAAGCUUCGAUCGGCGUUGCACUCACUGCAAAUCACUGACAGUCACAGAAAAAUAUAAGAAGGGAAUUUGCUAAUAAGGGAUCGUGUCAAACAUAGGCUACUCUAUUGAAUUGUCCUCCACUAAUUUACCGCGGAAAAUAGAUGUCAACGGCGGGCUAUCGAAACACCAUAGGAAUAAGUCUUCGCCCAUUUGAACACCACCUUAAAAGUGGGAAAAACGAGGGAUACGACGAGACGCGGGAGAAAGGAUGCAGUCGGGAAAGGGAAUGAAGAAGGUCUCAGCAGGUGGAGGAGCGUCGCUCUGCUGUCUGUUGCUCUUGUGGGUCAUCUACUCCCAUCUCCUGAGAGAGGGCCAGUUGGCGGUGGGCACGUGUGAGAUCGUGACGCUCAACAGAGACAGCAGCGUGCCCAGGCGGACCAUCGACCGCCAGACUGCCCGCUGUGCCUGCAGGAGAGGCCAGAUCGCUGGCACCACGCGAGCCAGGCCUGCCUGCGUUGACGCGCGCAUCGUGAGGGGCAGACAGUGGUGUGAGAUGGCGCCCUGCUUGGAGGGGGAGGUGUGUGGCCUCCUCUUCAACCGCUCUGGCUGGACCUGUACCAAAGGCAGUGGCCGUAUCAAGACAGUCACGCCCUUGCCUAAGGAGCCAUCGUAAGGAGUUAAGAACUAAGUGGGUAGGUUUAUUGCCAGUCAUGGCAGAAGGGGAACAGAGGCCAAUGACCAGGCAAGCACAGUUUGUGUCCAUUCGCCAAUUUUGUGCUCAAACCACUACUACCCCUCCCCCACACCACCACCAUCUAUCAGAGGAGCCCUACUAUGUGACAGUGACACUCCUCUGCUCCCUCAUUGGUCCAAAAGUCCGUACCUGCCCAUGAAAGCAACUCGCCACAGCAUCGUUAUUGGAACCAUAUCACAAACUGAAUGACUGUAUACUGUAUAUAACCUGUGUUGUUUCAGCACGGCAAGCAGGAUAGAACUGGGAGUCUAAACAUGUGUAAGGAAACCAUUUCGCCACCUACCCCUAUGGAACACAAUGUGAAGGCAUUUUUGGUAACUUGGUUUAAACUAGUCUACAGUUAUUUUAUGAGUACUGAUACGAGAACCAUUCACAGUGUCUUUUCACUCACGUAAAUAGUCUGUUUGGUUAAGGCGUCGGUUUUGUCCUGUUGAAGAGCCAUGGUAGGUUUGCUGGACACGGGAGGUUAGUGAAACCAGGAUAUGAUGCCAAUGGGUGCCCGUCUUUAGCCAUAUUUCUCCAUCCUCUAAGAAACACAACCACCUGUCUUGGGUAUCUGAGGGAUGGGGUUCCAAGAGGUUCUGGGAUGAAAUAUAUAUAGAGAAAAUGAGGAAAUCCCAUGCGAGUAUCAUGCUCUUCUCUUGUCGUCAAUCUCUACAGUGAAAGAAGGAUCAAAUAUAUGAUAUACAUUUACAGUUCUGGAGGAGAAACCUUUGGAUGGAUUGUCAGUGACUAUCUAACUUGACAUUGACAAAGCUUUGUUUAUCUGGUGCCUACGACUGAUGGGACCGUUGCAAGUAAGGAUUCCCUAAUAGUGUCUGUGGAGAAACCGCCCACGUGACAUCACUCUGCUAUAGGAGAUCUUUAUGAGACACUUACUGACAGACUACACCUGCCUGUCUCUAUAUCCUGUGUUCUAAUUAUUUUUGUUGUGUGUGUGUGUGUGUGCGUGCGUCUGGGUGUCUGUGCCUCCUGAUAUACACUGUGAAAUGGGAAAUAGUUGACACAAUCUUGUUCUUAAGUUUAACACAUUCAGUACUGUACUCCUGGACAGAACUUUUCCUGAAGCUGGUAUGAUCAUGUUUUAGGGGAUGCGCGUUGAUUUAAAGCUGGAAUCCGUACUUGCUGGAGCUGCCAUGUCGGUCUGCGAUAUUAAAGAGACAGUUACUUCAAAACAAGGAGCACUGUUCUUUCCCUCGGACAUCACUGCACAUCACUGCACGCCCCGAUAGAACAGCAGAGUAUUUACUGCAAUUUUCUUUUACCACAGUGCUAGAUGCUCAUCUCCUCCGUUUCACAAACAAAACCAAAAAAAAAAACGAUAGCAAAAGCUCCGGGUCGAGAUGGCGCUGUUUCACCUUGUGCGGAUUUCAGCUUUAAAGCGUCAUACAGAGGAAUCACAUGUUUUUAAUACAAAAGUGUAUUAUUAUUGACAGAUCUAUGUCACAUAAGUUAAAAGCAGUAAUGAUAGUCCAUGUGUAGUACCGAUUGAUUAUUUCAAAGUUAGGUUUUAAAUGGCCUUUUUUAUAGAAAAUAGAUGUAUGGAGGUAUGCUACUUGCAAAGUGCUGCUGUUUAUGUUGGGUGUGAUGUAUACAUUCACUGUAUAAUGUCCCAUGGGUAUUUCUAACGUAAUUUAUGUUACGGGAUUACGAGAGAGAGUGAGUGUCACAGAGAGAAUGAGACCAUAAAGGACAUUGUAUAUCA